CCGUGCUGCUGCCUCUCCUCAGGCUGUACCUAUGCGGAAUGAAAGUUCUCUUCUAUCAGAUGUUCAACAGAUCUUUCACGCUACCAGGUGCUCAAUAAGUGAAGGAACCGAUGGAGGGUAAAAGUUCAGGACCUUCAUGCUCUGGCCCCAAACUGGUGUCGCACCCGCGGGCAAAAAGCAAAGUCUGGAAAUACUUUGGCUUUGACACGGAUGCAAAUGGCUUCAUAUUGCACUGGAAACGGAUAUACUGUCGCGUGUGUAUGAGUCAAAUCGCUUACUCCGGAAACACCUCCAAUCUUAUGUACCACCUUGAGAAGAACCACCCCGUAGAAUUCAACGCAUAUGUGAGGAGCAACACGGAUCAGAUGCGCGAGGCGUUUGCCAUGGCGUUCUCCAGGAUAAAGACCGAGCCUUCGCUUGUACCUGUUCAGCAACCGUCCCAGGACACAAACCUAAAGCCGAGUUUAGAUGAUGAAAACAGGCGACACAGUGAUCUAACAAUAGCCGUCAUCAACUUCAUCUGUGAGGGGCUGUACCCUGUAUCUGUAGUUGAAGAGCCUACUUUCAAGACCUUGAUGAGUACCGUCGAUCCCGGGUACUCUCUACCGAGCAAAAGUGACGUGGCCGUUAAAAUGCUCCCUCAGAUGUACUGCCGUACCCGGGACAUGGUCUUCUGCGAGCUUGCUGGGGUUGUGAACUGUGGCGUGACCACUGACCUUUGGCAAAGCCAAACCCAGAAAAGGACCUACAUUUCGCUCUCUAUGCAUUCAGUUAACUACAGUAGUACUAUGGGCUUCUCUAUGAUCAACAGGUGUCUUAAAACCUUCGAAGUGCAAGAGGACAACACAGCUGAGAACAUCACCAGAGCGAUGUACGAGGCGUUCGUUGAGUGGGGGAUAACUCACAAAGUCAGUGGUGCCACCACAAACAGUUCAGUUGACGUUGUCAAAGCAUGCUCGCUCCUAGACCUGUCCGUGGAAAUGCCUUGCCUCGGACACACCAUCAACCGUGCGGUGGACGAAGCCUUCCAGUUGCCGCGUGUCGACAGCUUUUUGGGAUGUUGCCGAAAACUGGUCGACCAUUUUCAAGAACCGACGCUGUAUCUGCUGAAGGAGAAACAGAAGCAGCAUGGCCUCCCACAGUGUGCACUCAUCGCAGACAGGCCCAGGUCUUGGUUGGCCACGUUGGCAAUGUUGCAAAGACUGGAGGAGCAACAAAUUGCUAUAACUGCGACACUUGGAGAGAGUUCCAGCAGUCAUCAUUUCAGCUUUGAAGGCACUCACUGGGCUUUGUUGGAUGACUUGAUUGAAAUCCUUCAGCCUUUUAAAGUUGUGGCGAACAUGAUCACUUCUUGUAGGUACCCAACCAUCAGCAUGGUUCGGCCCGUGCUUCAUAUGCUGCUGAACACCACCCUCAAGGUCAAGGACGGGGACCUCAAAGAGAUCAGCAUGACCAAAGAGAUCAUCUCAAAGGUCCUAUCCAGCACCUAUUCACAGGAUACACCGCCGUCGCAAGACAUAGCAACGUUCCUCAACGUUGCUACAUUUUUGGACCCUCGGUACAAGAAGUUGCCCUUCCUGUCCACUCAGGAGCGCUCCAAAGUUGAGAGUACCAUCAUAGAGGAGGCGAAAGCGAUCCUGGAGAAGCAGAUUGCAGAGCGACCGUGCCUAGAUGAUUUCUCCUUGGACUCUGAUGAGCCACCGAGCAAAAAGCCUGCGCCUUUAAGAGAACCUGCCAGGAGUUCAACCCAAGACAACCCUUUGGCUGCCAUAUUUUGUCAGUUCGAUACAGACCAGAGCCAGGAGGAGCUGCAUGCACAGGUGUUGGAGGAGCUGAGCAACUACAAAGCACAAAGAGUCCUCGGUCUGAAUGAAGACCCUUUAUUCUGGUGGUCGAGUCAUGCGCCCUUGUUCCCCGCCCUCCCUAAGGUGCUCCAGAAGUACUGGUGUGUUCCUGCCACCAGUGUGCCAUGUCACCGGCUGUUCGGCUCCUCUGGGACUGCUCUGUGUGGGAAAAGGAACCGCAUAGCUCCAGCUUUAGUAGAUCAGCAGAUCUUCUUGUACGAGAACUCGAGAAGCUACUAUGAGCCUGAACCCUGUGAGGGGGAUUUGGACAACGUUUAGGAGAGCCUUUUGAGUGACUCUGUGCUUAAAAUAAGCAAAAAGUUAAAGAAUUGUGAUGACUUUAUUCCUUGUAAUGGAACUGUUGUAGCAGUAAUUACUUUUUUUUUUUUUUUAAGAGUUUUUACCUAUAUUGUCUUACAUAGUCCUUUUUAAAAUUAAUUCUAGAGAACUUGUUGUACUUUGUUAAAACAUGAGAUUGAAAUCAAUCUUCUCAUCUCAGGAAAGAAAAGAAACUUCAAACUGGAAGGAGUUUAUUAAAGCCUAUAAAUCAACUCUACAAAUCACUUUUUUUUUAUUUUGCCAUCGCAUUAAUCGGAGGAAAUCCUUAAACUGCUAGUCAUCACAUCUGUUCAGUAGAUGGUAUAAACCAAAUGUUUAUGGAUAUUUCAGCAUUAACAAUGGAUGGGUUUUAUGUCUUGCUGUGCAGAACACUGGCACAUGUGAUUAUGAUGUAAAAGCAAUCUAUGAAAGUAAAGGUUUUUGUCUUCAACAUUUUACUGACUGUUUGACUUUUUUAUUGUAACAUUGGUGCAUUUUUAUGAAUACACUCUCAAUUAUUCAUCUUUCACAGGGGCAACGUAUUUUAAAUUAUAUGAAUUGAUUCUUGAAUAAUUACAGAUUAGACGUUCCUGUCCUGACAUAGUUUAUGUAACACUACCUGCUCUUCACACAAACAUUGAAUCAUAUUGAGUCCUAAAAACAUCUGCAAAUGAAGGAUUGGAUAAUGUUGUCAUGUGAUCCGCUCUC
Messenger RNA from Anarrhichthys ocellatus (wolf-eel), 2870 nucleotides. RefSeq names its product zinc finger BED domain-containing protein 1. The coding region runs from base 111 to 2123 and encodes 670 amino acids. The transcript is spliced from 2 exons. Gene Ontology annotation, biological process: DNA repair; regulation of transcription by RNA polymerase II. Gene Ontology annotation, cellular component: nucleus. Gene Ontology annotation, molecular function: DNA binding; protein dimerization activity; methylated-DNA-[protein]-cysteine S-methyltransferase activity. The record is from RefSeq and is a predicted model, not a curated record. Lineage: Eukaryota; Metazoa; Chordata; Actinopteri; Perciformes; Anarhichadidae.